This is a messenger RNA of Coturnix japonica (Japanese quail), 4952 nucleotides long. RefSeq names its product RIC3 acetylcholine receptor chaperone (gene RIC3). Gene Ontology annotation, cellular component: neuron projection; intracellular membrane-bounded organelle; neuronal cell body. Gene Ontology annotation, biological process: synaptic transmission, cholinergic; protein localization to cell surface. The record is from RefSeq and is a predicted model, not a curated record. Lineage: Eukaryota; Metazoa; Chordata; Aves; Galliformes; Phasianidae.
CCGCUCGCGCUUGCGCAGAGUCCAGCGGGCGCUGAGCGGUCCGUAAGGGCUGCCCGGCGGCUGGAGGGCCGGCAUGGCGCCCUCGACGUGCCGCAGGGUGGCCGUGGUGUCCUGCCUGGUGCUCUGCGUCUCCUUCCUUCUGCCGCGGACCUUCUUGUCUCGGGGAGGCGGCGGCAGCCAGGAGCCCGGGGCCGCAGCGCCCGAGGGGAAGCUCAGUCGCUUUCCACCAAGGAUGCAUUACCAGGGGACUCCUGACAGCCGAGCUGCCCCUCCUUUCCCAAGGUCUCACCUUGCUGAAGCAGUCGCCAAGGCCAAAGCUGGAGGAGGUGGUGGAAGCGCUGGUGGGACUGGGAGAGGUCUUGUGGGGCAAAUCAUCCCUAUAUAUGGAUUUGGCAUCUUCUUGUAUAUCCUGUAUAUUUUAUUUAAGCUGGCUUCCAAGGGAAAAACUACCCCUGGAGAACGGAAAUGCCCUCCUGCUGCACCUGGGAACUUGAAGAGGAAAAUCACUGACUAUGAGCUCACCCAGCUUCAGGAAAAGCUGAGAGAGACUGAAGAAGCUAUGGAGAAGUUAAUCAACAGAGUAGGCCCUCACUGUGACAGGGCUCAAAAUGUUACAUCAGACCAGGAAAAAAGGUUACUGCAGCAACUCCGAGAAAUUACAAGGGUUAUGAAGGAAGGCAAAUUCAUAGAUGGCAUCUCUCCUGAGAAAGAAGCUGAAGAAGCUCCUUACAUGGAGGACUGGGAAGGUUACCCAGAAGAGACGUAUCCCAUCUAUGAUAAUUCAGAUUGCUUUAAGCGCAAGCAAGACACAAUCCUUGUAGAUUAUCCCGAUCUGAGCCAGCCCUCUGCAGAAGAACUGGCAGAAAGAAUGGAGGGCAUGGAAGACGAGGAGUACCUGUGCAAUGAAGCCCUGCUAUCUGAUCUCACUGUGGGAAGGGACAGUCAUGAUUCAGUGCAGAAAAAAGAUGAGGUAGCUGGCAUCAGUGAAGGGGAGAGGGACCUUCAACACAGCCAAAGCACUGAGGGAUGCUGUUAUUGUUAUGAGGAGGAGGAUGAUCCAGCUAUAAUAGCGGAAAAUGCUGUAUUUCAUUCUGAGAGCUGCAGUGAAGCGGAAGAGGCAACCCCAGAGGACCUGUCCAUGGAGUUUGACAAUGAAAAUGCAGCAUUGAAAAAGCAAAAAGCCAGUGAUUCAGAUAACACAGGCACGUUGAGAAAGCGCAACACAAAAGGACUUGAGUAAUAGUGACAAUAUGUGGAUGCUAUCUAAGUGGUAACACUGAAGGUCAUAAACAGUCAAUUUGUGUGGGUUUUGUUCCUAAAGAGCAGUAUCCUUUUUUCUCUUUGCUCUAACUUCAUCCCACAGUAACAGUCACAUCAACUACCUGAACUGGAAGCCAAUGCUCUCUUUCAUGCAGUGCUUGUCAGCUCGUUGCUGCUUUGCUGGCAGUGCUUUGUCAUUGCUUUUAGGGACCACUGAAGGAGGUCAUUCCAUUCAUAUAUUUGUGUUCUUAUUCCUUUUCAAUUUCUGAACAAGCAGUUCUUAUUUUUUCCUUGUUAAGAGUCAACAAUCUCUUUUCUCAAAAAAAAAAAAAAAAAAAAAAAAAGAAAUGAAAUCAGUAUGUUAUCAGUUAUGAAAACUGAUCAAAUUCAGGUACAUUUAAGAGACUAUCAGGAAGCAGGAGAAGGUAUGCCUUCUUACUCUUAACUGGUCAGCAUAAUAGACUGUAGUCAUAGGAAUGAUUCUCAGUUGCGUCAUUGCUGCUGUAAUUCCAAGAAAUUAUUGUUGGUACAGUCCCCUACAUUCACACACAGCCAAAAUCUGCAGCACAUUUCUCAGUGUAUUUUCUGCUGCAGAAACUAUAGCCUAACCUCUUUUGUGUCCCAAGAAGAGCAGGAACAAGGCUGAGGCAUAAGGAGUUGUUCGUUCUCCUUGCUUUGGUGACAAUCUCAGAUGAGUGCAGGAAUCAACCCACGCUUACUACAGAAGAACAUUAAAAAUACCCCUUGUGAUUGGUUCUGGGACUUGGACAGUACUGGAAGGAGGUUGGGACAGCUCACUUGAAUCCAUGCAUGUCUUCUGUUUAACAAAAUAUGUGUGUAACCACUGCUUAUCAGCUGUAUUUCCAGAUCACCAGGACUUAUCUUGAGUUUGGGGAAAGAAUAGCAGCAUCAACAGAAAGGUGUCUUGUGCUACAUGCUCCUGUCUGGUUGUGCAGUGUGUGUCUGCCUUUGAGGCAUCUCUUUUGCUAUUGUUUUCACUGAUUGAUUUUCCAGGUUACAACUGCAGUCUGGUGUUUACAGUGUGUAUGUUAUUCAUAAAGAAUUCCUACUGUAGGAAUUAAGGAAUAAGUUAGUGACAGCAGGAGAAAAUAACAGAGGAAACAUGUUUGAUACGCUUUGCUACUAGAAGUGUUUAUCUUUUAAAAUCAUUUUGAAGACUUGUGUUUGUUUAUUUAUUUAUCUAUUUAUUUAUUUAUCUAGCUGUAUUCUCAAUGCUCGUUUUCACCGUGGCAGUAGUUUGACCUCUGUCUCUGAGGAGGACUUGUGUUGUUUUUGCUGGGAAUCCUGGCUGCACAGCUACAGCACGCAGGACCUGAUAGGCAGUGUUUCUGUCCAAGUAUCAUAGUUUUAUAUAUGUGUAUAUCUGUUAAGAGAUGGAUGAAGGCUGCAGAGGGGGUUGUAGGAGUAACCCAGCCUCUUGCCAUGAGAAACAAGGAUGCUGUCUUAGGUUUGCUGCACCUUUUAGAAACAGAGACUCUGAUAUUUUAGCUGUCUAUAGAAAUAACGUGCUUAUGUUGUGCUUCAAAUUCCAGCUGCUUACAAUGGUAUGUGAAAUUUUAAGUUUGGUUUCAUGUAAAUUCAUGCAAGUUUGUUCAUUGAACUUUGUGCAGUAUAUGGAAAAGUGGCACUAUGCAUGAAGUACAGGGUAGAGUUUUUAGCUGCGUACACUGAGAAGCUAAAACGUAGUAUGUUGUGCCUAAGGAACUCCAUGUUCCACAAUGUUUUAGUUGUAAAUAUGCUGCAGAGUGCAGUGAAACGCUCUUGCUGCUGACAGCUCUACUCAUUAUAAUAUUCAGAAGUCACAGUUUGUGUAUGUUGCACUGUAUGAUGCACACAAAUGUGUGGUAGAUGUUCCUAUUGAUCUAUUGGUGGUCAGUGUCUGUCCUGUCUGAGUAGGCUGACCUGGCCCUGAGCCAGCGCUGAGAAUUAAGGCACAAAAAUGUAGAUCGUAUCUUUUAACUUGUGAGUACUGCAUUAGUAAUGGCCCAAAUACUUCAGUGAUAAACCCAAAUAGCCAUGCACAUAACAUGGAAACCUCUUGAAAAACAGAAAGGGAGACACACCCCUAAUGCCAUAAAUUUGCUAACAGCAUACAUGAUGUUUUUUGAAAGGAGAUUAGGUGAUUGAUAGUAAACUAAGAACUCGACCCUUGUGACUAAGGAAUAGCAGUAAACCAGCAUUUUAGGUGCUCACUGGCCUAGCAGUUCUGUUUUCUAAGCACAGCAGAGGAAGUGUAAGAUUCCUGCUGUCAGACAUGACCCAGCAAAGCUGAGAGCUGUUUAGCCUGGAAAGCAGCAAUGCUAAAGGGAAGACUUGUCCCUAUAAAGACUAUUUUUGGACUCAGAGGUUGCUAUGUAAGUUUUAAAAUCUCAGUAAGGAACUUGUCAAUUACUUAAGGGCUGUCUCAGCCUUUUCUCAUGGAAACUAGGGACAGAGGCAGCCUGUGUUAAUGAGGACAGUGCAACAGUAGGGGGGGGCAUUUGUAAAUCCUAGGCUGUGAUCUGAAGCAAGGUCUUCAGCUGUUCCCCAAGGGAGGCCUACCAACACACCAUAGGCUUCUCAGCACGUCCUUUGGAACUGUUUGACUUUGUAUUGGCAGUUAAAUUCUCCUUGUAUCAGCAGGAGAAAUAACAAGAAAUCCAUGAGUGUGACAAUACUAUGCUUCUAGUUUGAGAUUUAAUCCCUAGAUCAAGUCUGGAUUUUGUCCUAGAUCUCUUCUAACCUUCCAGUAAGCAAAAGUGCCCUCCUAACACAGAGACUGAUUGUUAGGACCACUGGUGAUACCUGUGACACACAGCUAACAGGUUUGUAUUCCUUUGCAGUGCCAGUAGGAGAAAAUGAUAGUAAUGUAGGGUUACAGUGUGGUGCCAAAGAGUCUAAACAGCUCAGUUUCGAGGUCUUGAUCUACUUGGCAGUGUCUAGGGUGACAGGAAGCGCUCAUAGGACAUAGCCUGUGAUACCUCAUAUAGCAGCAUAGAAGCAGCCUUCAAACUAAUACUCUUCUUGUUCAUCUAACUCUUCUUUCCUUCAGCUUUCCUCCCCCUCUGAAACAGAAAUGUGUAUUUAUUUGUUUUAGAAAAUCAACUCAGAGAUUUGUCCAGCGUUCUUAAUUAGUAAUUGCUUGUUUUUAGCAAGGAAGAGUUGUAAUUUGAAGACGAGCUUAUUUGAAUAAAAUUGGGAUUCUGAAAAGAAUCUCUAAUAGACAAUGAAAUGAAAAUCAUAGGUCAGAACAUCAGCAAGCCCAGGACUUGUGGAAAAAUACAGAAGCUCUGGUCUCCCAAUGAAAGCAGUCACGCUUAGUAAAAGUGUUUGUUCUUCUACUUAAACUGUUUCUUAAAAAGUUAAAUGGGGAUACCUGUUCUUAAAGCUAAAAUGAACAAGAUGUGCUCUUUAACUUAGAUUUUCUGAUAAAACCAUUGCCAACACAGAGGUGCUAAUUAGUCCUGGGUAUUUGUUAAUGAUUACAGAUAAUUACAGAAAUUAGAUGAGAUCAGAAAAUAAGGCAUAAAAUAUGCAUGUUGGUCCUAAAAAUACAGCAAAAAAGGAUUAGUAACUAAUGUCUGUGGAAGAGGCAGACAUGUAGGAAGUUUACGAUGUGACUCAUUGCACCAGAAAUUAGGGGCUUUUAUGUUGGUUUCUGCUUUUUUUUUUUUUUUUUUUUUUUUUCCAAC